CCUAGGAUGGCGGACAGGCUCCCCACAGAGUUUGAUGUGGUUAUAAUAGGGACAGGUUUGCCAGAGUCCAUCCUUGCCGCUGCAUGUGCAAGAAGUGGUCAGAGAGUCCUGCAUGUUGACUCAAGAAGUUAUUAUGGAGGAAACUGGGCUAGUUUCAGCUUUUCCGGAUUACUGUCCUGGCUAGAGGAGUAUCAGCCAAGCAGUGACCUUGACAAAGGAAGUACUGCUACAUGGCAAGACUCGAUCCAUGAAACAGAAGAAGCCAUCCCUCUCUGCAUGAAGGAUAAAAGCAUUCAACACACCGAAGUGUUUUGUUAUGCUAAUCAUGAUGUGGAGGACACUGCUGAAGAGAUUGGUACGAUGCAGAAAAAUCCUUCUUCAAUGGGAUCUGCUGCUCUCACUGAACCUCUGGAUUCUGCAGCCUUGCCCAAACAAAAACUGUCAUCAGACAGUGCUGGCUAUGAAAUGUUUGCUCAACGCACUCAAAACAGUGAGGCAGUGAUUUCACACAAAGCAACUGACACAGAGGAAUCACUAGAGAAAGAAAAGUGUUGUGGAGAUACAACUUGUACAUUCACAGUCUCCAGUGGAGAUAAAGAUGAAAACAACUCUACAGAAGACAGUUCUAACCAACGAAAGGGAAAUGCCAUUACUUAUUCUCAACUAGUUAAAGAAGGGAGGAGAUUUAACAUUGACUUGGUAUCAAAGCUACUAUAUUCUCAGGGAUCCCUCAUUGAUCUCUUAAUCAAAUCGAAUGUUAGUCGUUAUGCAGAAUUUAAAAAUGUCACCAGGAUUCUUGCAUUUCGGGAAGGGAAGGUGGAACAGGUGCCUUGUUCUAGAGCAGAUGUCUUCAAUAGCAAAGAGCUCACCAUGGUUGAAAAGAGGAUGCUCAUGAAAUUUCUUACAUUCUGUUUAGACUAUGAGCAGCAUCCAGAUGAAUACCAAGAUUUCAAACAAUGUUCAUUUUCAGAGUACUUGAAAACUAAAAAACUAACUCCCAACCUCCAACAUUUUAUACUACAUUCAAUUGCAAUGACAUCAGAAUCAUCGUGUACUACAUUAGAUGGUCUUCAGGCAACAAAAAACUUUCUUCAGUGUCUUGGACGGUUUGGCAACACUCCCUUUUUAUUUCCUGUGUAUGGCCAAGGAGAAAUUCCGCAGUGUUUCUGCAGGAUGUGUGCAGUUUUUGGUGGAAUCUAUUGUCUUCGUCAUAGAGUGCAGUGUCUUGUAGUUGAUAAAGAAUCUGGAAGAUGUAAAGCCAUUAUAGAUCACUUUGGCCAAAGAAUAAGUGCUAAGUAUUUUAUCAUGGGGGACCAUUACCUUUCUGAGGAAACCUGCUCAGAGGUGCAGUAUAAGCAGAUCUCAAGGGCGGUGCUCAUUACAGAUAAGUCUUUACUAAAGACAGAUUCAGAUCAGGAGAUUUCCAUUUUGGUAGUGCCUCCAGUGGAAGCAGGGACUUGUUCCGUUCGGGUCACCGAAUUAUGUUCUUCAACGAUGACAUGCAUGAAAGGUACACAUCUGGUCCAUCUAACUUGCUCCUCUUCAAAAACAGCUCGAGAAGACCUAGAACCAGUAACACAGAAAUUAUUCAUUCCUUAUUCUGCAUCAGAAGGGGAAAAGGAAGGACUUACAAAGCCAAGACUUUUGUGGGCUCUUUAUUUUAACAUGAGAGAUUCCUCAGGAAUCAGCAGAAGCUCUUACACCGGCUUACCCCCCAACGCCUAUGUCUGCUCUGGGCCUGACUGCGAUCUGGGAAACGAACAUGCAGUCAAGCAAGCUGAAACACUUUUCCGGGAAAUCUUUCCAAGUGAAGAAUUCUGCCCUCCACCUCCAAAUCCAGAAGACAUUAUCUUUGACAGUAAUGACAGGCCACCAGAGGCUCCUGGGACCCAUGAACCCAUGGCCGAGCUGGAAUCCUCUGAGGACAGCAGAAACCCAGAAAGCCCAGAGCAGCAACUUCGGAAUUAGAAAGUAGUCAAUU
Ochotona curzoniae (black-lipped pika) is the source of this 1981-nucleotide messenger RNA. RefSeq names its product CHM like Rab escort protein (gene CHML). The transcript has a single exon. The coding region runs from base 7 to 1968 and encodes 653 amino acids. Gene Ontology annotation, cellular component: cytoplasm; cytosol; nucleus. Gene Ontology annotation, biological process: vesicle-mediated transport; intracellular protein transport; small GTPase-mediated signal transduction. The record is from RefSeq and is a predicted model, not a curated record. NCBI's taxonomy places the organism in Eukaryota, Metazoa, Chordata, Mammalia, Lagomorpha, Ochotonidae. Gene Ontology annotation, molecular function: GDP-dissociation inhibitor activity.